Linnemannia hyalina is the source of this 2403-nucleotide messenger RNA. The record is from the annotation of a GenBank genome assembly. NCBI's taxonomy places the organism in Eukaryota, Fungi, Mortierellomycota, Mortierellomycetes, Mortierellales, Mortierellaceae.
AUGGAGCGGGAGAAUGACGGACUGCCAAUAUCGUCUCUUCGGGAAAUCAAACUGCUAAAGACUCUCCGACAUGACAACGUCGUUUUGGUCAAGGAGGUUGCUGUUGGAAACGAUCUGGAUCAAAUCUUCCUCGUCAUGGAAUACUGCGAGCAGGACAUGGCGGCUCUAAUGGAUAAUGUCAAGAAGCCGUACACGCCAGCUGAAGUAAAAUGCCUGAUGCUCCAGCUGUUGAAGGGCAUUGAGUACUGCCACGACCAUUUUGUUAUCCACCGCGACCUGAAGCUUUCCAACUUGCUUCUUAAUUCUCAGGGCAUCCUUAAAAUUGCGGACUUUGGUCUUGCUCGUUCGUUUGGCUUGCCAUCGCGGCCGAUGACGCCCAAGGUGGUCACUCUGUGGUACAGAGCACCAGAGCUACUUUUUGGAGAUCUAAACUACACAACGGCGGUCGACAUGUGGUCGGCAGGAUGCAUUUUUGGAGAACUCUUGAAGCACGCGCCCUUGUUGCCAGGGAAGGUUGAGAAGCAGCAAGUGGACUUGAUAAUUGACCUCCUUGGAACGCCCCAUGAGAAAAUCUGGCAAGGAUUCAAUAAGCUGCCCAUGUCCACUAUCAAACUGCCUGAGCAAAGGUUCAACAACUUGAAGAACAAAUUCCCUCACAUCACCGAUGCUGCUCGAUCUCUGCUCAGUGGACUGUUGACCUACGACCCCAAGAAGCGCCUUUCAGUCAAACAAGCACUUGCCCAUCCUUAUUUCUUCGAAUUACCACACCCCAAACACGCUUCCCUUCUUCCCACACACCCCGAAAUCCGUAACAUUCAAAUCACCAGGCCAGGAACCUACAAUGUCAGGAACUCGCUCACUCUACUCAGCAACAAGGUCACCCAGGCAUCACCUCCAGAGUCUCUUCUUACUCACAGGACAAGGUCAUGGUCAUCCUCAUCCAUGUCAAUGUCGCCAACUGUCUUUCCUAAUCAACAACACUCCCUCACGACCAAGGGUGCGGAUACUAUCCCGCACCAAACCUUCUUCGGAACGAUCCCUGUCGUCGUCGCCAGAAAGAGCGCUUUUGCGACAACCACCGCUACCUCUAAUACACACGUCAGCAACAACAACGGGAGCAGCAGUAGCGAUACUAAUGUCCCUGGAGACUCGUACCCGUAUCCGUAUUCCGACCCCGACUUUCUGGAUUUUGAGCAGUGCAAGAAUCCUGUCCAACUCGAAAAGAGCGUAGCGUCGUAUCUCAAGAGCCACCCAGUACCGACAGAUCAAGCCUUGGUAGCCAUGCUGACCGCUUGCGCCAACUUGUGUCGAGCAGCAAUGUCACCAUCGCCUUCCAAGACGACACAUCACCCACGGAAACAGCACCAGCAACAUCAACAGCACACACGGUUACCCAAGGACAAAAGGAAACCAGAAACCAACAAAGCAUCUACAACAUUAGCACCGCCAAAUCUCUUGGAGACAAUCCUUCAGUCGUCCAUGUUUUCCUCUGACCAAGUGUUCAAGAUUGCACACUCGAUCCACAACGACUUGUCGACCCGUCCUCACUCAGAAUCUGGGAUCAUUCAGGACCUUCCGAGCCGGCAGCGGACCUCCUCUCUCCAGGUCACUAAUGCAUUCCUGAAUAUAUGCGCCAUUACGGGCCACUUUAACGAAGCAGAGGCGGUCCUCCAGGAGAUGCUUGAUAGUCCGCAGGGAGACGUCAAGCCGGAUUUGACAACAUAUCGGCAUGUUCUCCGAGCAGCGGCCGUUGCUCAGCGGCACCAAUAUACUGUUGCGAGGCAGGAUCAGGAUCAGGAUCAAGCGAGGAGGUCUUCGAUUGAUGCGAGCGUACAAGAAGUGAUUGAGCAUGCAUCGGAGGCAUUGUCGAAGAAGGCGCGAAUGGCGUUCUGGAUAAAGCUGGGGCUCGGAGGACUCACAGGGGCUACUGUCGGCAAAUUUACAAUGAUGGCGAUCAUGGCUCUCCCGAUAUCUCGCCCGUUGGAGGAUGGUGUGGAGAGGAACAGUGGGGAAUCAACAUCGACCCACAUGAUUGACUCCUUGCAGCCCACCGAAGGGAUCAUGGAGUUUUUGGCGACUCAGGAGGUCGCCACGGGGAUUGGCCUUGCGGUGGGUAUGUUGACGGCGGGGUACUUUAUCCUUGGGAGCACAUGCCGACCUCUGGCCACUGUGGCAACUCAACAGACAUCAGCAGCAACCUCGACAACGGCACAUGCUCAGGAACUUGCAGUGGAUGAAGUGGUAGGGGAACCAAGAACCAAGAGUCGUCAUGACCACCAUCAUCACCGUCACUUGCCGGAUACCCUCCCACGUGCCAAGCUGUUUGGACUGUAUUUCCCGGAUCUGGCAACAACAAGUAAAGACGAAGUUCGAGAUUACCUCCAGAGGAGCAUGCAGUCUUGA